Molecule: messenger RNA, 930 nt
Organism: Hyaloscypha bicolor E
Lineage: Eukaryota; Fungi; Ascomycota; Leotiomycetes; Helotiales; Hyaloscyphaceae
Exons: 2
Coding region: 274-771 (165 amino acids)
Source: RefSeq, a predicted model, not a curated record
UCACAAUAUCGACACAUCAACGCAUCGUGAGACUGAUCAUUCAAAUUGUAGGAUCGAUAUGACAUCCACCACUACCGUAUGGGAGCAAAAUGAUUGCAAGAUGUGGAUAUUGACCUCGUCAGCAUCGUCAUCUUCUGACCUUGUUCAAAAUCAUGAUCAGGGCCUCGUCACGCCCUCGAGUCUUCCCACUAGAGUUCCAGACAGACCAUUUCCUUUGAUAUUUUGUCCCUGUCGAUAUAUUGAAGAGUUUCGGGUAGUUCUCGGCCAUGUUCAAUGAUAUUUGGAAUCGAUUCCGAAGUCUUGGAGAUUUCUUCUUAUGCUCCCAGCACACAGCCGCUCAGUCACAAUCAGGUCUUCAGUGUGGCCAUGCUGCCCUGUCGGCUAGUUCUGUACCGUACUCACCUGCCUGCAAUUCGAUCCCUAGGGGAAAUAUUUGGUCGUGUUGUUUUGCAUGGAACUUCAACAGAGCGCUCCGUUUGGUUGUGUUACACGGAGGGAUUGAAAAUGAGAAGUGCUGAUCUGUCAUCUACUUUGGACCGACUGUGGCACGCUUUCAACCUCAAGUCUAAACUAUCACUAUCUCAAAUUAUGAUGCUCAAGAUCGAAACUGGGUGUGCGCGUAGGUGCUUUCCACAUCAGAGAAAACGUCGGAUGUGUGGACGUGACGGUGGCUCUGCAGUACUAGCUCUAGUCCACCGACUGGAAUUAUGGAAUGGACAUCGCUGGGAUGUUGUAACGACACCCCGAGACCCGGCGAAGCACAUAGCUUAAAAAUACCGAAAACCUCGGGAAUAGAAGCAAAGAAGCUCAAGAUGACGAUCAAAUGUUGCCAGGUGGAAUGCAAAACCUCUGGUUUCAAGUUCGCUGGCGUUGAGUAUGACAAAGGACAAAUAUUGUGAUGACAAAGCUCCUCCGGACAGCAAAAAGAGU